Messenger RNA from Poecilia latipinna (sailfin molly), 2921 nucleotides. Its product is annotated as heterogeneous nuclear ribonucleoprotein R. Gene Ontology annotation, molecular function: RNA binding. The transcript is spliced from 11 exons. The record is from RefSeq and is a predicted model, not a curated record. The coding region runs from base 199 to 2094 and encodes 631 amino acids. NCBI's taxonomy places the organism in Eukaryota, Metazoa, Chordata, Actinopteri, Cyprinodontiformes, Poeciliidae.
UCUCGUUCAAUGUCUCGCGAUGGUUGGUUAGCGGCUGCGUUGUUCGGGCGAGCCGACGACGAGACCGUUGGUGUCUGGAAAAUUGUCUCGUGGGUUCAACACAAACACUCGUCCUUCUGCUGAUUUAGUCCGUAAGGGAUUAGAAAAAUUUCACGUCCUGAAGCGCGUUGCGGUUGACUGCCUGAAUUUUGCCCAAGAAUGGCCGCCACUGAGGUGAAUGGCAGUUCUGCUCCAGCAAAGGAGGAAGAGGAACCCAUGGAUGUGACAACAACACAUACAGAAAAUUAUCAAACUCUCCUUGAUGCUGGGCUUCCUCAGAAAGUGGCUGAAAGUCUAGAUAACAUCUUCCAGACAGGGUUGGUGGCAUAUGCUGACCUGGAUGAAAGGGCUAUUGAUGCUCUGCGAGAGUUCAAUGAAGAAGGAGCACUUACUGUCCUGCAGCAAUUUAAAGAAAGUGACUUAUCCCAUGUUCAGAAUAAAAGUGCUUUCCUUUGUGGAGUCAUGAAGACAUACAGGCAGCGAGAAAAACAAGGAAGCAAGGUCCAGGAGUCGACUAAAGGUCCAGAUGAAGCAAAAAUUAAGGCUCUGUUGGAGCGGACAGGCUACACUCUGGAUGUGACGACAGGGCAGAGGAAGUAUGGCGGUCCUCCUCCUGAGAGCGUGUUCACCGGCACGCAGCCAGGGAUCGGAACUGAGGUGUUUGUUGGAAAGAUCCCCAGGGAUUUAUAUGAAGAUGAGCUUGUGCCACUGUUUGAGUCUGCUGGUCCCAUCUGGGACCUGAGGUUAAUGAUGGACCCCCUAUCUGGUCAGAACAGGGGUUACGCUUUCAUCACUUACUGUAACAAAGAUGAUGCGCAAAAGGCCGUGAAGCUUUGUGAUAACCACGAAAUCCGCCCUGGGAAGUACUUGGGUGUGUGUAUAUCUGUUGCAAACAAUCGCCUGUUUGUUGGAUCGAUUCCAAAGAACAAGACAAGAGACAGUAUAUUAGAAGACUUUGGCAAAGUCACAGAGGGGCUACAAGAUGUGAUCUUGUAUCACCAGCCAGAUGACAAGAAGAAGAACCGGGGCUUUUGUUUCCUCGAGUACGAAGAUCACAAGUCUGCAGCUCAGGCGCGCCGCCGCCUAAUGAGUGGAAAGGUCAAAGUUUGGGGGAACCCGGUGACAGUGGAGUGGGCUGACCCUGUUGCUGAGCCUGACCCAGAAGUCAUGGCAAAAGUGAAAGUGCUCUUUGUGAGAAAACUGGCUACAUCUGUGACAGAGGAGCUUCUGGAGAAAACCUUCUCUCAGUUCGGGAAACUAGAACGAGUGAAAAAGCUGAAGGAUUACGCUUUUGUCCAUUUUGAAGAUAGGGAUGCUGCUGUAAAGGCUAUGGAGGAAAUGAAUGGUAAAGAGCUUGGAGGGGAAGAAAUCGAGAUCGUCCUGGCGAAGCCCCCAGAUAAGAAGAGAAAAGAGCGCCAAGCAGCCCGACAGACCACCAGGGGUGGCGGGUAUGAUGACUACUACUACUACCCCCCUCCUCGCAUGCCACCACCGGGCCGAGGAAGGGGCCGUGGUGGCCGAGGGGGCUAUGCUUAUCCCCCUGAUUACUAUGGCUAUGAGGACUACUAUGACGACUAUUAUGGCUAUGACUAUCAUGACUACCGUGGUGGCUAUGAAGACCCUUACUACGGCUAUGAAGACAUGUACAGCAUGAGGAGCCGUGGUACUCGCCCCACCAGGGGUGGGCCUCCACCUCCAAGAGCCCGUGGCGCUCCUCCGACACGAGGCCGGGGCGGCUUUGCCCAGAGAGGGCCACCCCUUGGUGGCCCGCGCGGCGCUCGAGGAGGACGGGGAGUCCCCUUCCAGCCUCAGAGGGGCCGUGGUCCUCGCGGUGCCAGAGGCAAUCGCGGGGGCAACGUCGGCGGAAAGAGGAAGGCCGACGUAUUUAACCAGCCUGACUCCAAGCGCCGUCAGACCAACAACCAACAGAACUGGGGGUCCCAGCCCAUCGCCCAGCAGCCCCUGCAGCAAGGGGCCGACUAUUCCGGUAACUAUGGUUACAGUAAUGACACCAUGGAGUUUUCACAGGAUUCUUAUGGGCAACAGUGGAAGUAGAUGCACCUAAAGGUAUUUGGCAACAACAAAAAAAAAGAGGAAAACUACAAAAGAAAAAAAAAAAGGAGAUUGGCCACAAUUUUUUGAUUGACUUUUUAUUCUUCUUAUUCUUCAUCCCUCAUGAAAAAAAAAAAUCUGUAUAUACAUAUAUCUCAGAAAAAUGGACAGACUGCAGAAUUGGCUCAAGACGAUUGGCUGGAAAUCCUUUUGGCUGAAGAAAUGAACGUAACCGUUGUGGUCAUUUCUUACUCCUGCGGUUACAUUGGGACACAUCUUUAAAAAUAAGUACAAUUUUAUUGGAAAUUUUUGUUCCUGUUCCUUUUAAAGCCAACAAAGAACACUGACAAAAAAGCGGACGUUCAUUCUCAAAAAUUUGGUUGGACAUUAAAUACAACACAUGGCCUUGCAGGAAGUUUCUUGUCCAUGCUCCCAUUUCCCUUCCCCUUCUUGUACUCCUUUUAAUUUGUGGUUUAUUAUAGUAGUUUAGGAUCAUGCUUGUAAAUAAAUGCAUAUGGUUAGAGCUUCGUAUUCAUUUCUUUUGCAGUGGUGGAGAAAAGAAUCCACCAAAGGAAAAAAAGAAUAAAAGUUUUGUAAUGUCCAAAGUGUACGCCUAGCAUUUCUAGAGAUAGAUAAAUUGUGUUUUCUUUCUUUUUUUAAACUGAUAACAUAACUUCCAUGUUUUCUUUCAACUUGCCCCGUAGGAAUUGGUUUGGCUUACCUUAAGAGCCAUAGCAGUUUGUUCUCUGAUGUUAUUUGUAUUUAUAACUUUUACGUUUGUUCCGUUUCAAUAAAACCCAGAUGAGCAUCAGUCCAUUGUCAGAACCUCA